AUGGGGGAGAACGAAAAUAACCCAAAAUUGAGGCGCAAAUCGCGAAAAACCCAAAGGCAACUAGAGCGCCAGAGGAAAGCCCACAGAAAGAAGUGAACCACAGCAGAAGAGAAGCAGUAUAAUUUGAGUGGCGAAGAAGAAGAAAAAGAGGGUAUUUCUUAGAUUCAGAGUGUAGAGAGUUCAAAUCGGCUUGUUUUCGUCCAUUUAUUUUUGGAUUCGUGUAGUUUUUUUGGAGAGAGAGAGAUGUCAGACCUAGACAGGCAGAUAGAGCAGCUAAAGAGAUGCGAGCCUUUGAAGGAGUCCGAAGUCAAGGCUCUUUGUCUCAAGGCCAUGGAAAUUCUCGUUGAAGAGAGCAACGUUCAAAGGGUUGACGCACCAGUCACAAUAUGCGGUGACAUCCAUGGGCAAUUUUAUGACAUGAAAGAGCUUUUCAGAGUAGGAGGUGAUUGUCCAAAAACGAAUUAUUUGUUUCUUGGAGAUUUUGUUGACAGAGGAUUUUACUCAGUUGAGACAUUUCUGCUUCUACUUGCUUUGAAGGUGAGAUAUCCAGAUCGUAUAACUCUUAUUAGAGGGAACCAUGAGAGCCGCCAAAUUACACAGGUAUAUGGAUUCUAUGAUGAGUGCCUACGGAAGUAUGGUUCUGUGAAUGUUUGGAGAUAUUGCACCGAUAUAUUUGAUUACUUAAGUUUGUCGGCUCUCAUUGAAAACAAGAUAUUCUCUGUUCAUGGUGGUCUCUCUCCUGCUAUUUCCACGUUAGACCAGAUUCGAACAAUUGAUAGAAAACAAGAAGUACCCCAUGAUGGUGGCAUGUGUGACCUCUUAUGGUCAGAUCCUGAAGAUAUUGUUGAUGGUUGGGGGUUGAGUCCCCGUGGUGCUGGUUUCCUAUUUGGUGGAAGUGUUGUCACUUCUUUUAACCACUCAAAUAACAUCGACUAUAUAUGUCGGGCCCAUCAGUUGGUGAUGGAAGGUUAUAAAUGGAUGUUCAACAAUCAAAUAGUUACUGUCUGGUCAGCUCCAAAUUAUUGUUACAGAUGUGGGAAUGUAGCUGCAAUUCUUGAGAUGGAUGAGAAUCUUAAUAAGCAGUUUCGUGUAUUUGAAGCAGCUCCACAGGAAUCAAGAGGGGCUCCUGCCAAAAAACCACCACCCGAUUACUUUUUGUGAAGCUUGGAUCAUGAACCUUCAGCUUUAACCGUCCAAUAUGCUUGGAUUGAUUGUCAAGAUGAUUCUUUAGCUUCAUAAUGAAGAUGAUCUCAGGUGAUACCACGGGAAUCAAUUGGUGGACUUGCUCUGCACAGGCGGCUCCUUGGUUGCCAUCCAAAAUGGUACUAUUGGGUUCUUGAUCGGUUUUUGUUUGCUGCGUUGCUAUUUCCCUUUCGAUUAAAUUUUCAGGUUUUGAUAUUUCAUGAAGUAAUUGUGUGUAUAACAUUAUGUGGCAGUGAACAUUGAAAUAGUCUAAUAGACAACAAUUCACAGGAACGAAGCUUCACUGCCAUCUUUGGCAGUAGUGGCAACAAAAGUUGAAUUGAAAACAUGUGAACGUGUCAUUAGUGUUAUCUUUGAAAUACAGAAUUUAGUUUGGCAAUGAGGAUGCUUCAUGAUCAUGAUGACUUUGUUAUUCAGUGCCUUCUGUUCAUGAUAUCGUC
Ilex paraguariensis (yerba mate) is the source of this 1643-nucleotide messenger RNA. The record is from the annotation of a GenBank genome assembly. Lineage: Eukaryota; Viridiplantae; Streptophyta; Magnoliopsida; Aquifoliales; Aquifoliaceae.